GACAGCUGAUAAACGCAAGAAGAUGAUGAUUUCAUGCACUCAGCCUCGUAGAGUGGCUGCAAUGUCUGUUUCUCGCCGUGUGGCCGAAGAGAUGGAUGUGAGUAUUGGUGAAGAGGUUGGUUACAGCAUCAGAUUUGAAGAUUGUAAUAGUGCAAGGCAUGUUUUGAAGUAUCUAUCAUAUGGUAUGUUUUUUAGAGAAGCAAUGACGGAUCCACUUUUGGAACGAUACAAAGUAAUUAUUCUUGAUGAGGCACAUGAAAGGACUUUGGCUACUGAUGUGCUAUUUGGCCUUCUAAAGGAAGUUCUUAAAAACAGACCUGACUUGAAGUUGGUUGUUAUGAGUGCAACACUUGAAGCUGAAAAGUUUCAGGGCUAUUUUUUUGGAGCCCCACUUAUGAAAGUUCCUAGAAGGCUACAUCCUGUGGAAAUCUUUUAUACUUAGGAACCAGAAAGGGAUUACUUGGAGGCUGCUAUUAGGACAGUGGUGCAGAUUCACAUGUGUGAACCUCCUGGAGACAUACUUGUUUUUCUCACUGGAGAGGAAGAGAAAGAAGAUGCAUGCCGCAAAAUAUCUAAAGAAGUUGCAAAUUUGGGGGAUCAAGUGGGCCUUGUCCCUGUGAAAGCAGUACCAUUGUAUUCUACUCUUUCCCCAGCUAUGCAGCAGAAGAUUUUUGAGCCAGCUCCACCUCCAGUAAAAGAGGGAGGCCCCGCUGGAAGGAAGAUUGUGAAUGAUUUGUUUGAGGAUAGCCUUAGAGCUGCAGGAAUUCAAGGAGUAGAAGCCGUCACAAAGUUGUAUGUUUCCAACUUGGACCGUGGAGUAACCAAUGAA
Messenger RNA from Cicer arietinum (chickpea), 829 nucleotides. The record is from RefSeq and is a predicted model, not a curated record. Lineage: Eukaryota; Viridiplantae; Streptophyta; Magnoliopsida; Fabales; Fabaceae.